GCCCCGCGCGCCAGCCAAUAGGUCGCGCGCGCGCGCGGCUCUCCGCUCUCCCGUUCCCACCUCGGGACCGGUCGCGCCAACGCUUUCCCAGUUCCCUACGCCCCGCGUCGCGUGACCACCUGCCCGUGCCCUCCAAUAAGUAGCCGCAGGCCGAAAACCCUCUCCACCCUCCGGACUCCUAAACGAAUUCCUCGUCGAGUCACUCGAGACCCUCUCCUUCCCGGCGGCCGCGCCCGAUCGAGACAGCUCACGACGGGCGCGUCUUCUUCUUCCGAGGGUGGGGGAGCGAUGGCGGAGAACCUGGUCCUGGACGGGCUCUUGGAGGUGUUCCCGCAGGUUGACCUCUCGACAUUGAUAGAAGUUUCCAUACAAUUUAAGGAUGACAUAGAUUCAGCUGCAGAUUAUGUCAUGCAGAAUGUCCUCCCAGAUAUUAUUAUCCCAGAUCCCAGUCAUCCAAACCCCAAUGAUGAUUUAUAUAUUCAUGGACAUCAGCUGGCAUUUGAUGACACAAGAACCCAGUUAGGGCUUGAUCCAGAGUUAAAUGAUACAAAUUUAAAUUCUGUACAUUUUGAUCAGAACAACAAUGAAAAGGCAGAUAACCUCAUGGCAAAACAAUUGAAGGAAUCGUCAACUGGUUUAUGUCCUGAUGUUUUUGAUGCAUCAACGUCUGGCCAGAAUUGUGUACCUGAAGAGUUCAGUUCAGAUUAUAUCCUAGCCGACUCCCAGCUACAUGCCUCUUUAGAGAGGACCCUUGAAAUUUCAGCUUCUGAAGGUGAUAUGUCACUACAUGAUGAUGGUUCACCUCAUGUGACCCUGCGAUCAAGCUACUCUGUUAACCUAAAGUCCCUUGACAAUGUUGUUGCUGAUGAACAUUACAAAAAGAAUGCUUUGAUGUCAAAUGUUGCUGCAAUAAGUGAAAUGCUACAGGAGGUAGAGCUAAAUGAAGAAGAAACAAAACAUGCUAUUUUAGAAGCAAAUCAAGCUGGCAAUGACAUCCUUGUGAAAGUAGAAGAACUAAAAGAGAUGACAACUCUUCUUAUGGAAGAUAACAACAAGGUGGCAGGGGAGAUUUUUGCUGAAAAAUCUAUUCUAGCAACAGAAGCACAGGAGCUUCAAACUCGGUUGUUCAACAUUUCGGAAGAAACAAAAAGCUUUGUGGUGACUAUUGACGAGCUGAGACAGCUACUGAACGACAGAGGCCAUGCUGUGGAUGCAUUGCAUGGGGAAAUGAUUGGAAUCUUUGACUGCAUAACGCAGCUUAAGCUAAGAGUGGAUAUGCAGCUUCCUGUUGAUGAACCACUACAACAAGCUCCAUUGAUCUUGUCUAGCUCGGCUGUUGAUAAACCACUACAGCAAGCUCCAUCGAUCUUGUCUGAUAAACAAUUACAGCAAGCUCCAUCGAUCUUGUCUAGCUCGGCUGUUGAUAAACCACUACAACAAGCUCCAUCGAUCUUGUCUAGGUCGGCUGUUAAUGAACCACAGCAACAAGUUCCGCCGAUCUUGGCUUUUGAUGAAGAUCUGGAUCAAGUUGCAUCAAUGUUGUCUAGCUCGACCUUUUUUAAUGGUAUUGGGCCACUGCAACUAGAUUCAUCAAGAUUGUCUAGCUCGGCGAGUUCAGCAUCAGACAAAAGUUUGGCCGAAUCAAUUGCACCCAAGAGCAGCGCGUACUCUGUCGGGCCACUACAACUAGUUUCAUCAAGAUUGUCUAGCUCGGCGAGUUCAGCAUCAGACAAAAGUUUGGCCGAAUCAAUUGCACCCAAGACCUGCGCGUCGUCUGCUUCAGAACUGAGUACAAAUUUGAUGGAUGAUGAGUUGAUUGCUGGUGUUUGUGGGGGCGAUUUCGCUUUGGAUGACAGCUGGGAUGUAGUCGACGAUGAAGAUACCAUCGUGACCCUAUGCUAAGAGUCAAGAGUACACCUAUGCUGCUCUAGGUUUACUAAUUAACCAGUAUUUGCUGCUCUUUUCAUGAACAAGUUAUUAGCACUUAUGCUUGAACCAUAUAUUUAUCAGGAUGCAUACAUUAUUCUAUGAAGUCGAAAUUUGUGAUGUCUAUAUCGGUCAGCAUGGCCGAUGUUCUGCCA
Panicum virgatum (switchgrass) is the source of this 2081-nucleotide messenger RNA. RefSeq lists its product as uncharacterized. NCBI's taxonomy places the organism in Eukaryota, Viridiplantae, Streptophyta, Magnoliopsida, Poales, Poaceae. The coding region runs from base 289 to 1902 and encodes 537 amino acids. The record is from RefSeq and is a predicted model, not a curated record. The transcript has 8 exons.